Messenger RNA from Frieseomelitta varia, 3655 nucleotides. RefSeq names its product tRNA (cytosine(34)-C(5))-methyltransferase (gene Nsun2). The transcript has 11 exons. The record is from RefSeq and is a predicted model, not a curated record. Gene Ontology annotation, cellular component: nucleus; cytoplasm. Bases 52 to 2394 code for a protein of 780 amino acids. Gene Ontology annotation, molecular function: tRNA (cytidine-N5)-methyltransferase activity; tRNA binding. Gene Ontology annotation, biological process: tRNA methylation. Lineage: Eukaryota; Metazoa; Arthropoda; Insecta; Hymenoptera; Apidae.
UCGAUAAUUCAUAAUGUGCUACACGAUGUCGCAUCUAUACUUUUCUUAUUAAUGGUAGUAAUUGUCAAUGGUAAUAAUCUUGUCAUAUUUUGCUGUUAUUUGAACACGUGCUGUAAUUGCAAUUGUAGUAAACGAGUAAUUGAUAAUUUUUUGCGUAAAACAAUGGGGAAAGGGCGAAAGCAUAUACCAAAAAGAAAUUUUGCAGAGAAAAGGCGUGAAAAACAGAAGAAAAAAGAUGAAUGGGAUAUUACUCCACAUCACAAUUAUGCAGACAUUAUCAGAGAAAAUAAGGAUUUUGAAAAUUAUUAUAAAACUGAACAAAUUGUUCCUGAAGAACAAUGGGAUUCUUUUAUCAAUACCAUGCGGAAAAAUCUUCCAGUGGCAUUUAGAAUUACAGGCUCAAAAGUAGAAGCCAAGGCAUUACUUGAAACUAUUAAGGGAGAUUUCUUUAAAGGAAUUUUAACAACGCAUAUGGAAGAUGAUUCAAAGAAUAAUGAGGAGACUAAACCCAAGGACAUAUUACAAUGCUUGCCAUUUUAUCCUGAUGGAUUAGCUUGGCAACUACAAUUAACUAGAAAAGAUAUUAGAAGAUCUGAAGCUUAUUUUAGAUUACACAAUUUUUUAAUUGUUGAAACAGAAAGUGGAAACAUUAGUAGACAAGAAGUAGUUAGCAUGGUGCCACCUUUAGUACUGGAUGUAAAACCUCAUCAUAAGGUUUUAGAUAUGUGCGCAGCACCAGGAUCAAAAACAACCCAACUUAUUGAAAUGAUUCAUUCUGACGAGGAAAGUGCAUUUCCAGAGGGAUUUGUAAUAGCUAAUGAUCUUGACAAUAAUCGUUGUUACAUGCUUGUACAUCAAGCAAAAAGAUUAAACAGUCCAAUUAUUUUAAUCACAAAUCAUGAUGCAUCAGUAUUACCUAAUUUCACUAUUACUAAGCCAGAUGGUACAAAAGAAAGAUUAAAAUUUGAUAGAAUACUUGCUGAUGUACCAUGUAGUGGUGAUGGUACAAUGAGAAAGAACCCUGAUAUUUGGUGUAAGUGGAGUCCAGCAAAUGGUAACAAUCUCCAUGGAAUUCAGUUUAGAAUAGCCAGAAGAGGCUUAGAACUUUUAACUGUUGGAGGAAGAAUGGUAUAUUCUACUUGCUCAUUAAAUCCAGUAGAAAAUGAAGCAGUACUUCACAGACUUCUUAUUGAGACUGGAGAUUCUGUGCGAUUAGUUGAUUGUAGAGAUUUAGUACCUGGAUUAGUGUGUGACCCAGGCAUAUCACAUUGGCUACCAGCAUCAAAAGAUCUACAGUAUUAUAAAUCGUGGGAAGAUGUACCUGAACAAUGGCAAACACAAGUACGUCCGAAGAUGUUUCCACCAAAACCAGAGGAUGCAGCUAAAUUUCAUUUUGAAAGAUGUAUGAGGAUAUUACCACACCAUCAAGAUACAGGUGGGUUUUUUGUUGCUGUUUUGGAAAAAGUAGAUCACCUACCAUGGGAACGCGCAUCACAGAUGAGCGAUGAAGUUACUCAAGUGAUUGAAGACGGUAACGCUGAAUUGAGUUUGGAACAAGAAUCGAAGAAUAUACAUGAAAAGAGGACAUUUGACGAUAUGAACAAAUUAAUUGAAUCCAGAAGAAAACGUAGAAGAAUUGCUCGUGGGUUUAAGGAAGAUCCAUUCGUUUUUUUCAACGAUGAUAAAGAAGAAGUCUGGUCUUCUAUUAAAAAGUUUUAUGAUAUAUCUGAUAAUUUGGAUCCUCGCUGUUUAUUGGUGCGAUGUAUUGGUAGAAAGAAGAAAAAUAUUUAUUAUACAUCACCUGAGAUACGUAAUGUUGUGUUAUCUAAUGAAGAUCAAAUAAAAUUAAUAAAUACUGGUGUAAAAACAUUUGUACGCUGUGACAAUAAAAAUAUGGAUUGUCCAUUUAGACUUGCACAGGAAGGAAUACAAAGUAUCAUUAAAUAUAUUGGCGAUAGUAGGAAAAUUAGGAUAUCUAAAAAUGACCUAAUAAUGUUGUUACAAAACAAUAGUCCUCAUACACCACCUGAAAUUGUGAAACUUAAUCCAGAAACGCAAGAACGGUUACAAAACUUUGCAACUGGAAGUUGUAUACUUGUAUAUGAAGAAGAAGAAACUGAAAAUCCAUUAAAGUUACAGAUGGUAGGAUGGCGAGGUACAAUGUCUCUGAGAGCAUAUGUUCCUGUACAUGAUGCAAUUCAUUAUUUACGUUUAUUGGGAGCUGACUGUUCGAUGUAUGAGAAAAAUAAAUUCAAAGAAAAUCGUGUUUCUCAAGAAGAUUCUAUAGUUGCUUCUGAAAAGUUGAGUAAUGAGGUUACUAGUGAUGCUGAUGCAGUGGACGUUGAUAUAAAGAAAGACAUAAAAUCAGAACCUUCGGACGAAUUAAAAGAAUGACACAUAAUUUUGUAAUACAAAGUGAUGUUCCUUUAAUUUCUUUCAGAGAUAUUAAUUUCAGUACGUUGUAAGAAUAAGUAAAAAAUUUGCAUUUAUUCAAAAUUUAGUAAAAGUGCGCCAUUUAUUACGAAAUUCUAACAAGGCUGAUAUUUAAUACGACACGAUGAAUUGUAUCUUAUAGGAAAGAAAUAAAAUGUUUUUAUAGCAGGACAAAGAAAUAAUCGUUAAUUGAUGGGAAAUAUCUUUUGUUUUACUAAUUAUUUUCUGUGAAACAAUUUAUGAAAUUACAUGUAAUUUUCAUAUAAUUUGAGCGAUACUCUUUCCUUUUGUAUUUUCGGCCACUAAAUUUGGGAUAGUUUGUUGAUUAUAGUACAAAUAUUGUUAUAAAUAUGGCCGGAUGUAGAGGAAUCAUUAAUUCUGAAAUGGCUACAUGCCAUAGUGUUUAACAAUAUAUUAUUAAAUCGUAGAGAAUUUGUUUGUUUCUACUGUAUAUUAAAGUUGGAAAAGAUGAAUAUCUAUUGCCUCGAUGAUAUUCGCUUUAAAUUACAAUACUCGUUAGAUUCUCUUUCGUUUUCAAAUUUAGUUGAUAAUAAGGUUUUCUAAAUCCUACAGAUUAGAGGAUUUCAAUUUAUGAUUAAAAAUUUGUUUAACAUGGAGAUUUCUACUAAUAAAGGACGGGUUUUGCUAUAAAAAACAUUCAAAUACAAGUAUAUAAAUAUGAAAAAUGCUCAUAACAUAUAGAUAAACUAUAAAAGAAAACAAAAGAAAAACCUUUUCUAAAAUUUUUUGCACUCUGAAAGACUCGAAGUUGACGGUUGACGCUAGUAAUCUCUACUAGUUGGAGUAGUUAUUUUUCCGCUGAGAUUCUGAGAAUUUGAUGGAGAUUUUGAACCUACAAACGAAACGUAUUUCGCAUUCAUUAACGCAUUGUAUUUAAGUAAUAUUAAACUUACAGCUUUUUCCUGAUUUAUUUCGAGGAUUAUUCGUACAGGGAUGAUCACCCAUCAGAUGUUCUCUCCAUUUAUUUUGAUUGACAAGAAUGGAACAUAAUGGACAACGAUCAUAGCCUUCGAUAGGUUCUGUAAUAAAAAAUGAUAUCUUUGGUAGUUUAUCUUUUUCACUGUACUUCAUAUACUGCAUCAUUUUUUCAUACUUGUACACUUGCUAGAUUUUCUGUGUUCUUCGAAAGAAUCUUCAUGAAUGGCUUGCUUGCAUAUAUCGCAUUUGUCGUAAUUGCUUCUCAUAUCACAUUCAUCUGAAA